AAUUUCAUAAAUUGAGUAAUAAAUGGACAAUAUCUGAAAAAUAUAAUGCUAAUCAAAACGUAGAUUAUAAGAGAACUAUUGUAGAUAUCUGCUCUUUUUCAACUGUUGAAGAAUUAGGAUUUCUUAUGAAGAAAACUAUUUAUUCAAAAUUAUCUGAUAUUUUAAGUGAACCUUAAAAAUGCAAAAUGUAAUUAUCAUCUAUUAUAAUAGAUUCAAAUAAUUCAAUAAUGAAGAUAAUACAGAUGCAUAAAUAGAAGCCAUUUAAAUUUUUAAAAACGAUAUUAAACCAUGGUGGGAAGAUGAUAAUAAUAAAAAUGGAGGAGAAAUUCAAUUCGAUAUUUCUACAUAAUAUUAUGCAGUUUAUGAUUCAAUUUAUUAAGAUUUACUUUUAUAAAUUGUAGGAUAAGCUACAGAACAAUUAAGACAUGUAUAUAUUAGAUUUCUUUAAAUUUAGAUUAAUGGAUUAAGAGUCUUAGAUAAAAUAAAUGCUAAAUAAGGUAAUAGAAUUAGAAUUGAAUUAUGGAUGGAUAUUGAUCCAAAAGAUUAAGAUGAAUCUAUUUCAAAAUUAAUAGAUUGGAUUGAUAACACUUUGAAGAGACAUAAAAUUGAUAUUGAUUAAAAUUUAUUUAAUAAAGUUUCUCAUAAAAAAUGA
Molecule: messenger RNA, 652 nt
Organism: Paramecium sonneborni
Lineage: Eukaryota; Ciliophora; Oligohymenophorea; Peniculida; Parameciidae
Source: the annotation of a GenBank genome assembly